AUAGACUAUAUAUACCUAAAGUUUAUACGCUAUUAUUUUUUUCACCCUGUAUGUAAUAUACUUCUUAUAGUUUAAUAUUCUUAAUUUGUAUAAGGCAGAUUUUAAGUGUUUCUGAUUUACGUAUAGUUAAAAAAACACACUUUUUGAUAAGAUAAUCGAAAAUAUUAAUAUUCAAAAUAGUAUAAAUUGAAGAACUAAGUCUGUUUGAGUUACACCACCAGAAAGAUGUUUGGGUUGUCAGUUAUAACUGUACUUUUAGGGCUCUGCACCAUCUUUGCAGCCUCUGGGCAGAGUACCUUAGAGUUAGUGCAUGUGUUGUUUAGGCAUGGAAAUAGAAAUCCCGAAGAGAGCUCAUUGUAUGAGAGCGAUCCCUUUUACAACGAGAGUUUCUACAGAGAAGGCUAUGGACAGCUUACCAAUGAAGGAAAACGAACCGAAUACCAAUUGGGAACUUUAUUACGUAGAAGAUAUAACAACUUCUUAGGCCAGGAAUGGAAUAUUAACUAUUUGGACGUGAGAACCAGUGACUACAACAGGACCAAGAUGUCCGCUUUGUUAGUCGUGGCUGCUUUGUAUCCACCAAGGAGAAGAGACGUAUGGUCACCUUACCUCGACUGGCAACCCAUACCAUACAACUACAAACCGUCAUCAAGUGAUAAGGAACUCUUAGCUUUUUCUGCCUGUUCCAAUUUCUAUACCGAAGUAUAUUCCCUCAUCGAGACAGAACCAUAUUAUUCAUACAUCCAAGAACGAUACGGUGAAGCUUUCAAAAUUAUAGAAGAAAAUACUGGACUCUCAUCAGUUAACAUCUUCACAGCUGCUGGACUUCAGAACGGCAUGGUAGUACAACAAGAAAUUGGUUAUCCUCUGGAAGAAUGGACUAAAAGUGUAUAUCCAGAACCUUUAAACUCAGCACUUGUCGAUGCUUAUUAUCUUUAUACCAAUACCACUGCUUUAAGGAAAACUGCAACUGGGUACCUUUUGAAAAAAAUACUGGCCGAUACAGAAAGUAAAAUUAAUGGUACCAUCAGUCCAUCCAGCAGGAAAGUAUUUGUGUAUUCUGCCCACGAUAUGAAUGUAGGAUCGUUCCUUCUUUCUCUAGAACUUUAUAAGCUGGUAGAGAAUCCACCAUAUGGUUCCCAUAUCUUGAUUGAGCUUCACAAAAUUCGUGGAGUAUAUGGAAUCAGAUUGUUUUACCAAAAUUAUGAGCAACGUAAUCCAAUACCGCUGAAACUUGCAAACUGUGGCUAUUUCUGUCCAUACGAUGAAUUUUAUGAACAAGUGAGUCAUUUAAUACCAGACGAUGAUGAUUGUGUUUCUUCUGAAUCAUCAACAGCUGCUGCAUUUGCCAUACCAUUUGGUUGGUAAACUGUGUGACAAUAAAGUUAA
Messenger RNA from Sitophilus oryzae (rice weevil), 1389 nucleotides. RefSeq names its product venom acid phosphatase Acph-1-like. The transcript has 7 exons. Gene Ontology annotation, molecular function: phosphatase activity. Gene Ontology annotation, biological process: dephosphorylation. The record is from RefSeq and is a predicted model, not a curated record. The coding region runs from base 226 to 1368 and encodes 380 amino acids. NCBI's taxonomy places the organism in Eukaryota, Metazoa, Arthropoda, Insecta, Coleoptera, Curculionidae.